UGCCCGAGCCGGCCGACGCGGAGGCGAUGCGAGCAGAAAUGCCAGGGCAUUUUGAGUUCGGCACAAUGGACACGCAAGUCCUCGAUGACCUCGAUGUAACGCUCCAAAAGCGGUUCCUGCCGAUACUGCAGUAUCGGGACACCGAGGCGGACGGACAGGAGCGGGCGGCGGCGGGCGCCGGCGGCGACGCCAGCUCCUCCCGGCCGACCACCGCUCAGCCGGUCAACCGACGCACCUCCAUCCGGCUCCAGCUGCGCGACGAGUUCCUCAUCAACUUGCAGAAGCUGAUCGCAGGCACCGCCAGGACCCGCGAGCAACUCAGCACGCGCUUCUUCCUGGACCUGCCCGAGCUGCCACUGCUGGAAGCGUGCGCCAGCGGCGACGGCGAGCUGGUCGAGCUGGCCGACAACCAGCAGCUGGUGGCUAUGGUGGAGGAGACGCUGGCCACCUGGCAGCAGGACAUGGCCAGAAACCUGGACGGCAUGAUCAACAAGAAGCCGACCGCCAACGGCUGCAUGGCGGAGCUGGAUCUGUGGCGCGAGAAGCACUCGGAGCUCUCCUCCCUGGUGGAGCAGUUCAAACUGCCGACAGUGGUGAAGAUGGUGCAGCUGCUGGAGCUGGUGGACUCGAGCGUCAUCCAGGGCUUCCACAUGCAGGUGGAAGACGUGCAGCGCUGCCACCGCGAGGCUUACGACAACGUCCGCUUCCUGGCGACACUGGAGCGUCACUUCAAGACGGUGCGCAGCCACCCGUCGCUGGUGGUCGUGGCGGACACGCUGCCCCAGGUGAUGGACAGCCUGCGCAUGGUGUGGAUCCUCUCGCGCCACUACAACCGCGACCACAGGAUGGCGCCGCUCAUGGAGCGUCUCGCCUGGGAGCUGUCCACCCGGGUCCGCAACUCCAUCUCCAUCAAGACGCUCUUCAAGCAGCCGCCGCGGGAGGUGCAGGACACGGCGUCGGCGGCCGUGCGCCUGCUGACCCGGUGGCGCGAGUCUUACCUGGCCACGCGAUCCGAGAUCGAGACGUCCGGCCGCGGCGCCCGCUGGGAGUUCGACCGCAGGCGGCUGUUCGACGACACGGACCACAUGGCCGCCAUCUGCAACAAUCUCCAUCAAGUGGCGGUGGUGCUGGAGGAGUUCAACAACAUCUUGUGCCCGGACCUGAGGGCGGUCACUUCUGACCCGCACCGCAUGGAUGACGUCAAGCAGCGCGUCAAGAACCUGGUGGUGCCGUUCGAGGCGGUGGCGUUCGACAUAUUCAGCAUCAGACUGCACCACAUGUGGCAGGGUGUGAUGGACAGGUUCGGCACAGAAGUGCUCCGAAUCGAAUCAGAGGCCAAGAAGUUCCUCGACGAGAGCUUCAGAGCGCUCAGGUCAGCGGAGUCGGCGUUCGACGUCGUGCGCAAGUUCGAGCACGUCAAGUCUCGCCAGUCGAUCAACAACGAGCUGCGACGCAAGUACAGCGACAUCCUGAACCAGUACAAGCGAGAGGUCGAUGACGUGGCGAAGAUGUUUAACGAGUGCAAGGACGCUCCUCCACUGCACAAGAACCAUCCGUCCGUGUCGGGGGCCAUCCACUGGGAGCGCCUGCUCUUCCACAAGAUCAAACGCACCAUUGUCAAGUUCUUGAAGUGCGACGCCAUGAUGAACACCGAGAUGGGACAGAAGGCCAAGGCCCACUACCUGACGGUGGGGCGCCAGAUGAAGGCGUACGAGGACCAGCUGUACGCCAGCUGGCGGGAGCGUACGAUGCGCAGCAAUAAGCGGGUCUGUCCGUUCACCGUGAACGUGCCGUACCAACUGCUGGAGAUCAUCUCUGACUCCAAGCACCUGGAGACGCUCGGCUUCCACCUGCCGGAGCUGGCACGUAACGUAGCCCUGCAGGAGGACCGCUAUCGCAAGCACAGCAUCAACCUCAGCGCCAUGAUAGACCGCUACAACAAAGUGCUGGCGCAGAUGACCGAGCCAGAGAUGGAGCUGCUGAAGGAGGAUGUGAAGAGCGUGGAGCGCGUGCUGCGGCCGGCCACCAAGCGAAUCAACUGGAGCGCACUCAGCGUCGGCGACUUCUGCAACAAGUGCAACGGCGCCAUCGGCGUCUUCGAGUCGCUCGUCCAUCAAGUUCAAAAGAAUGCCAGAGAUAUGGAACGCCAGAUAUCCAGUCUGAGCACUAUAGACCUGUUUGCCGUCCCGCACUCUGACGAGCUGGUCCACUGCAAGGAGUACUUCAGCGGCGUGGAGGGGCGGCGAGCCCACGAGAUGGAGAGGCUGACCAGGAAGUACCAGAGCAUCGGUCCGCAGCUGGUCAAGGUCGAGGGCCUGGUGGUGCACACCAACACCGGCCGUAACCCUCGGCUCUACAAGUACUACACGCACUGGGAGAAACAGUGCUUCACGGCCUGCACCGAUCUAAUACUGUGGAACCUGCGCGAGUUUCUAUCGCGUCUGAACGGCUCGAAGUCGCUGUUCUCGGUUAGCAUGCUUCUGGCUACCCCGGACGUGGUGGUCAGCCCGCUGGCCAACGACAUCUACAAGAUGAUCAUGAACAGCGUUCGCGACUGUAUCGAGUGCUCCAAACACUUCGUGCGUUGGCAGCGAGGCUCUUGCCUGGAGUGCCCCUCUAUUAAGAUGGGAGACAACUCAAACGACACCUUCGUGUACAGCUUCUUCCAAGACAUCAGCUGUGACCCGCGGGUCAUCGAUGUGGUGCUGGAGAUACAGAACACCGUUCAAAACCUGCUCUCCCGAGUGCAGAAGAGCAUUCAGCUAUGGCGCCGGUACCGCAACCUGUGGAAGUAUGAAAAGCAGCCUACCUGCGAGAAGUUCGUGGCGCGCCAGCCUUCACUUGUAGCGUGGGACGACAAGUUCCUCUUCUACAAACGCAUCAUGGAGGACGUCAACACGACGUCUUUGCAGGUCGACGCUCAGAGCAUCAAACUGCGUGUAGACGACCUGGCGGCGGCUGUGAAGGGCCAUGUCCAGGGCUGGAUCGACACGCUAGGAGCGCUCCUCAACGGCAUCGCCAAGCAGAAGCUAGACGAUCUCUGCGAACUGUUUGAGGACAAGCACUACGACCUGAGCCGACGGCCGGCCACCCAGGACGACAUCAAGUUUCUGCUGGCCACCAUCUCGGACGUUCAGGAGAUGUCGCUGGACGUGGAGCUGAAGAUGGUGGAGAUCCGAGAGCAGUACCGCAUGCUGAGUGUGCACGGCAUCGAGGUACCUGAAACACAAAAAGAGACCAACGCCAGCAUCGGGAGACUGUGGGAGGAGCUGCUUCUCCGAGCGAAGGUCACCAACGCCCGUCUGGGACCUGUGAAGCAGAGGUUUACGGCGAUCACGCAAGACGAGGUGGCUGAGUUCCACGGCGAGAUUGCCAAGUUCUGUGAGCGCUACUACCAGGAAGGCCCAGGCACCGUGGGCGACCAGUUCGACCUGGGAGAGCACAAGAUGAAGAGUUACGAGGAUGAGCUGGCUUCGCUCCUGGAGCGGCAGCAGGAGCUAGUCAACUCGGAACGGCUGUUCGAUCUGGACAUCACCGCUUACCCCGAGCUGACCACGAUGCAGAAGGACAUGGCCGGCCUCCGGCUCAUCUACGAUAUAUACGUGGCGCAAAAGGAGGCGCGUGAAAAGCUGGCCCAGACCCUGUGGGCAAACCUCAACUCCCAGGCUUUGACGGACGACAUCGAGGUGUACAUCAGGCAGUUCAAGAAGCUGCCGCGGGACGUCCGGCAGCUGGACAUCGGCAAGCACCUGGAGGAGAACAUGAAGCAGUUCAAAGCGUCCGUACCGCUCUUUGUGGACCUGAAAAACGAGGCCAUCAGGGAGAGACACUGGCGCGAGCUGAUGAAGAAAACAGGCAAAGAAUUCGAAAUGGACCCGGAGACGUUUACCCUGGCCAAUCUGUUCGCCAUGGAACUGAGUAACUACAGUGACGUCAUCGCUGAAAUAGUGGGCGGCGCCAUCAAGGAACUGGGCAUCGAGAAAGGAGUCAAAGACAUCGCAGAUCUGUGGGACGGCAUGCGGUUCGCGGUGCUGCCCUACACGAAGGACGGCGAGGAGCGUGGCUUUGUGCUGACCGCCGUGGACGAAGUGCUGCUGGCGCUGGACGACAGCACCAUGAACCUGCAGAGCAUGAGCGGCUCCAGAUUCGUGGGGCCGUUCCUGCCUCAGAUACAGUCGUGGGAGAAGACACUGUCGGUGAUUGCCGAGGUGCUGGAGAUAUGGCUGGUUGUGCAGCGCAAAUGGAUCUACCUUGAGGCCAUCUACCUGUCCCCCGAUAUCAGGUCUCAGUUGCCGGAAGAGGCGCGCAAGUUCGACGCCAUCAACAGCAUGUACAAGAAGAUAAUGAACGAAACGCAUCGUGUGCCGAUGAUAAAGGCGGCGUGCGUGGCUCCUAACCGCCUGCUAGACCUGGAGACGGUCUCCCUGGGCCUGGAGAAGUGCCAGAAGUCGCUCUCCGACUACCUGGACGCCAAGCGGAACGCCUUCCCGCGCUUCUUCUUCAUCUCGGACGACGAGCUGCUCUCCAUCCUGGGCAACAGUGAUCCGCAGUGCAUUCAGGAACACAUAAUCAAGAUGUUUGACAACAUCUUAUCUCUACGGAUGGUGCGCAACGCCGACGAUGACCUGGUCGCAUCCGCAAUGCAUUCCGCAGAGCAGGAAAUCAUGGAGUUCAGGGAAGCUCAGGUGGUUGACGGCAGAGUGGAGGACUGGAUGAACAGCGUGCUGGCGGAGAUGUGGAGGACCAACAGGUUCCUCACCAAGAAGGCCAUCUACGAGUACGCCAAGACAACAAAACCGAGAGCUCAGUGGAUGCUGGACUACCAGGGCAUGAUCUGCCUGGCGGCUAACCAAGUAUGGUGGACGGCAGAGGUGGAGGAAGUGUUCCGACUCGUGAAGAAGGGAAACAAGCGCGCGAUGAAGGAGUACCUGGCCACGCUGAACCAGCAGUUGGACGAGCUGGUGCUGAUCGUGCGCACUGAACUCACCCCUAACGAUCGCAAGAAGAUCAACACCGUGCUUAUCAUAGACGUGCACGCCAGGGACAUCAUAGAGGCCUUUGUGAGAGACAGCAUCCUGGACCAGACGGAGUUUGAGUGGGAGAGCCAGCUGCGCUUCUACUGGAUGCGGGAGCCCGACAGCCUCAUUGUCCAUCAGUGUACCGGUCAGUUCAACUACGGCUACGAGUACAUGGGCCUGAACGGGCGGCUGGUGAUCACACCGCUGACGGACCGCAUCUACCUGACCAUCACGCAGGCCCUCUCCAUGAACCUGGGCGGCGCGCCGGCAGGCCCGGCCGGCACAGGCAAGACGGAGACGACCAAGGAUCUGGCCAAGGCGCUAGGUCUGCUCUGCGUGGUCACCAAUUGCGGAGAGGGCAUGGACUAUAAAGCCGUCGGGAAGAUCUUCUCCGGCCUGUGCCAGAGCGGAGCCUGGGGCUGCUUCGACGAGUUCAACCGCAUCGAGAUCUCCGUCAUCUCCGUCAUAUCGACCCAGCUGCAGACCAUCCGUAACGCUCUGGUCAAGAAGCUGGCCAAGUUUCACUUUGAGGGCCAGGAGAUCGUGAUGGACCCGAAGGUGGGCAUGUUCAUCACGAUGAACCCCGGGUACGCCGGCCGCACGGAGCUCCCCGAGUCGGUGAAGGCGCUCUUCCGGCCGGUGGUGUGCAUCGUGCCCGACCUGCAGAUGAUCUGCCUCAUCAUGCUGUUCUCGGAGGGAUUCCUGCAGGCCAAGACCCUGGCUAAGAAAAUGACGGUGCUGUAUAAGUUGUCUAAGGAGCAACUUUCCAAGCAGCACCACUACGACUUUGGUCUGCGAAACAUCAAGGCGGUGCUGGUGCGGGCCGGAGAACUGAAGCGAAUCACCCAGGACAUGCCGGAGGACAUGAUACUGAUGAAAUCUCUCAAAGACAUGAAUUUCGCCCGGUUUACGUACGAGGACGCGCCGCUGUUCCUGGGCCUGCUGAACGACCUGUUCCCGGGCGUCGAGUGUCCCCAGGAGACGGACGAGAAGCUGAGUGCGGCCGUCGACCAGGCCAUCGUCGACAAAAACUACACCAACCUGCCCAAACAGACAGAGAAGGUGAUCCAGAUGUACGAGAUCAUGAAGACCCGCCACACCACCAUGGUGAUCGGCCCGACCGGCGGCGGCAAGUCCGUCAUCAUCAAGACCCUGCGCGACGCCCAGACUAUCAUGGGCUUCCCGACCAAGAUCUACACCCUUAACGCCAAGGCCUGCUCCGUGCUCGAGCUGUACGGUGUGCUGGACCCGAUCACGCGGGACUGGACCGACGGGCUGCUCUCGAACAUCUUCAGGGAGAUCAACAAACCCACCGAGAAGCCAGAGUUUCGCUAUGUGCUAUUUGACGGUGACGUGGACGCGCUCUGGGUGGAGAACAUGAACUCGGUGAUGGACGACAACAAGCUGCUGACGCUGGCCAACGGCGAGCGGAUCCGUCUGCAGAAACACUGCGCGCUGCUCUUCGAGGUCGGAGACCUGCAGUACGCCUCGCCGGCCACCGUCUCUCGCUGCGGCAUGGUGUAUGUGGACCCGAAGGACCUUGGCUACAGGCCCUUCUGGGACCGCUGGACCGCCAGUGAGCAGUGCUGUGACCCUCGCAACGAGCUGAACACGCUCUUCGAGAAAUACGUGCCCGCCGGGCUGGACCUGAUUCUGGAGGGUCUGAUCGAGGGGCGGCAGGAGGCCAAGCUCCACACUAUAGUGCCGCUUACAAACCUCAAUAUGGUGGUGCAGCUGGCGAGCAUGAUCGACGCGCUGGUUGGCGCCGGCGAGCCGUGUCCCGAGGACCAGCUGGAGCCGGUGUUCCUGCAAGCGCUGUACUGGUCGCUGGGCGCCGGCCUGGAGGACGCCGACCGCGUCCGCUUCAACGACCUGAUCCGGGACUGCGCCAACAUGCCCGGCCUGGCCGACGAGGGCCCGCGCCGGGCCAAAGCAGACGAAUGGCCAACAACAGAAGAAACGUUGUUUGACUACUUCUGGGACAUUGAAAACGGCGUGUGGGUGCCGUGGAGGGACAAAGUGCCCGAGUACAUACACGACCCCGCCGUCAAGUUCAAUGAUAUCCUGGUUCCGACCGUGGACACCGUGCGCAGCACGUGGCUCCUACAUCUGAUGACAGAGAAGAUCAGGAAGCCGGUCGUGCUGGUGGGGGAGUCAGGCACCAGCAAGACGGCCACCACCUCCACCUACCUGCGUGGGCUCGACUCGGCAAUCCAUGUGCUGCUGUGCAUGAACUUCUCGUCGCGCACAACCUCGAUGGACGUCCAGCGCAAUCUGGAAAGCAACGUGGAGAAGCGGACGAAGGACUCGUUCGGUCCGCCGCCCGGCAAGCGGCUUAUCGUCUUCAUUGACGACAUGAACAUGCCCAGGGUGGAUGAAUACGGAACGCAGCAAGCAAUAGCCCUGCUCAAGCUGCUGCUGGAGAAGGGUGGACUGUUUGACCGUGGCAAGGAUCUCAACUGGAAGCUCCUGAAGGAUAUCGGCUACGUGGCGGCCAUGGGCAAAGCCGGCGGCGGCCGGAACGUCAUGGACCCGCGCUUCCUGUCGCUGUUCUCCGUGUUCACCAUGGCCUCGCCGGGCGACGAGUCGCUGCGGCACAUCUUCAACAGCAUUCUCGCUGGUCAUCUGCAGCCGUUCGAUUCGGCCAUCUCUGAGCUGGCCACGCCGCUCACGAAAGCGACCAUGCAGCUGUAUCAGGCCAUCGUGCGGUUGCUGCCUCCGACGCCGUCGCGCUUCCACUACCUGUUCAACCUGCGAGACCUGUCGCGCAUCUUCGGCGGCCUCUGCCAAACCAACCCUGAGCGCUUCACCAAAAGCAAGCAGAUGGUGCGCUGCUGGAGGAACGAAUGCCUGCGCGUGUUUGCCGACCGCCUGAUCGACGACAAGGACUACGCGGUGGUGUCUGGCCAGCUGGCACAGCUGCUGGCCGAGAACGUGGGCGAGCGGAGCGAGGAGUGGACUGACUACGUUCUGCGCGACCCCAUCCUGUUCGGCGACUACCGCAACGCGCUCGAGGAGGACGUGCCGCGACUGUAUGAGGACAUGCAGGACUACGACGCCUCUAAGGCCCUCUUCCAGGAGAUCAUGGAGGAGUACAAUGAGAGCGGUAACAACAAGCUACAGCUGGUGCUGUUUGACGACGCGCUGCAGCACCUGACGCGUAUUCAGCGCGUGCUGCGCAUGGUGCAGGGCCACGCCCUGCUGGUGGGCGUCGGCGGCAGCGGCAAGCAGAGUCUCACCCGGCUGGCCGCCUUCACCGCCGGAUGUGAGGUGUUCGAGAUACAACUGAGCCGCGGUUAUGGCGAGUCGUCGUUCCGCGACGAUCUGAAGGUGCUGUACGACAAGCUGGGCCUGCAGAACAAGCAGGUGGUGUUCCUCUUCUGCGACAACCAUGUCGCUGAGGAGGGCUUCCUGGAGCUGGUCAACAACAUGCUGACCUCGGGUAUGGUCCCAGCCCUGUUUGGAGAAGACGAAAAGGAUCAGAUUCUGGGAGCUGUGAGAGACGAAGCUGUUAAAGCAGGAUACGCCAUACAAAAGGAGAGCGUGUGGCAGUUCUUCGUGAAUCGGUGCGUGCAGAACCUCCACGUGGUGCUGUGCAUGUCGCCGACCGGCCAGCAGCUGCAGAUCCGCUGUCGCAACUUCCCCGGUCUGGUCAACAACACCACCAUCGACUGGUUCCAGCCGUGGCCGGAGCAGGCGCUGUUCGCCGUGGCCAGCGUCUUCCUGGCGGAGGCGGCACGUGUUCCGGACGAGUUUCGAGCCUCGAUCGUGGCGCACGUGGUGCAAGUGCACACGUCGGUUCAGCUGGCCAGCGUGCAGUACCAGCAGAAGCUGCGCCGCGUCAACCACUGCACGCCCAAACACUACCUGGACUACAUCAAGACGUACCUGAGGCUGCUGCAGGAGAGCAACGAGGACAACCUGGCGCAGUGUGAACGCUUAGGCGGUGGCCUGCAGAAAAUAGCAGAAGCGCGUGAACAAAUUCACGAACUCAAUGCGAAACUCGAAGUACAAAAAGUCGCCGUACUGGAGAAAUCCGCCGCCUGCGAGAAGCUCAUCCAGGAGAUCGCUUUGGGCACGGAGGAGGCGUCACAGAAGAAGGAGUUCGCCAUUUCUAAGAGUAAGGAGAUCGAAACGAGUAGUAAGGUGAUCGCCCGGGAGAAGCGGGAGGCGGAGGAGGUGCUGUCGGAUGCGCUGCCUGUGCUGGAGGCAGCCCGACUGGCGCUGGAGGACCUGGAGAAGGCCGACAUCACCGAAAUCAGGUCGUUCGCCACGCCGCCCAAACCGGUGCAGGCCGUGUGUGAGUGUGUGGUGGUGAUCCGGGGCAUCAAAGACGUGUCGUGGAAGGGCGCCAAGGGCAUGAUGUCGGACCCUUCCUUCCUGAGAACGCUGCAGGAGAUGGACGUCGACUCCAUCCCACAGUCUGCCAUCAAGACCGUCAAGGGCUUCCUCAAGGAGUUGCGAAUGAGUGAGGACGAGAUGAGAGCGGUGUCCCGCGCUGGAGCCGGUCUCCUCAAGUUUGUCAAUGCUGUGAUGAGCUACUGUGACGUGCUGAAGGAGGUGCGGCCGAAGAGGGAGAAGGUGGCUCAGCUGGAAAAAGAUUUCUACGCGGCGAAGAAAGAAUUGGACGCCACCAAUGCUGAAGUGGAGCGAAUCGAGCAGCUAAUGGCCGAGCUCAAUGCCAAGUUUGAGACGGCCAAAGAGGAGCGUGCCAUUCUCCAGGCGGAGACUGAGCUGAUGAUGAAGCGUUUGGACGCGGCCGACCGACUCAUCAACGGUCUGGCGUCCGAGAACGAGAGGUGGACGCAGACACUAAAGGAGCUGGGUGAGCAGCGGAUCCAGCUGAUGGGCGACUGCCUGCUGUGCUCGGCCUUCCUCUGCUACGUGGGCGCCUUCACCUGGGACUACCGCAACCAGCUGGUGUACACCGACUGGCAGGCGGACCUGCUGGAGCGCAGCGUGCCCAUGUCGCAGCCCUUCCUGCUCGAGCGAGUGCUCACUGACGACGUCGAGAUCUCAAAAUGGAACUCGGAAGGACUUCCUCCCGACGAACUCUCCGUACAGAACGGCAUCUUGACCACCCAGGGCUCCCGCUUCCCGCUGUGCAUCGAUCCGCAGCAGCAGGCCCUCAACUGGAUAAAAAAGAAGGAGCAGAACAACAAUCUGAAGGUGGUGACGUUCAGUGACAGCGACUUCCUGCGCCAGCUGGAGGUGGCGAUCAAGUAUGGCUUCCCCGUGCUCGUCCAGGACGUGGAGGAAUACAUCGAUCCGGUCAUCGAUAACGUGCUAGAACGCAAUAUCAAAACCGAGCAGGGGCGCGUGUUCGUGAUGCUCGGGGACCGGGAGGUGGACUACGAUCAGAACUUCCGCCUCUAUCUCGACUCCAAGAUGACGAAUCCCACGUACUCUCCGGCGGUGUUCGGAAAAGCCAUGGUCAUCAACUAUACUGUGACCACCAAGGGUCUGGAGGAUCAGCUGCUGAGUGUGGUGGUGGGCUCGGAGAGGCGCGACCUGGAGGAGCAGCGAGAGAAUCUCAUCUCAGAGACCAGUCAGAACAAACGCCUGCUCAAGGACCUUGAGGACGCGUUGCUUCGAGAGCUCUCCACCUGCCAGGGCAACAUGCUGGACAACACCGAGCUGCUGCAGACCCUGGAGGACACCAAGAGCAAGGCCACGGAGGUGUUCGAGAAGCUGGAGCUGGCGGCCAGCACGGCGCUCGACAUCGACCGCCUGCGCGACGGCUUCCGGCCGGUGGCCCGGCGCGGCGCGCUGCUCUUCUUCGUGCUUUCCGACAUGGCCACUGUCAACUCCAUGUACCAGUACUCGCUGGCCGCCUACCUGCAGGUCUUCUCCUAUUCAUUGAAGAAGAGCAUGCCCGACACGGUGCUUGCAAAGCGGCUGAAAAACAUUAUAGACACCCUGACGGAGAACGUUUACGACUACGGCUGCACGGGUAUUUUCGAGCGACACAAGCUGCUGUUCUCGCUGCAGAUCACCGUCACACUGCAGCGCAGCGAGCAGCUGGUGGUGCAGCCCGAGGUCGACUUCUUCAUCAAAGGGAAUGUAUCCGUCGAGAAGACAUCACUGGCGAAGCCUUGUGACUGGAUACCAGAUAAGGGCUGGGAGGACAUCUGCCGACUGACACAGGAUUUCUCAGACCUGUUCGGGAAUCUUCCCAGGGACCUGAAGAAGCGCGCAGAAGACUGGCACAAGUGGUACAGCAGCGACCGUCCGGAGGCGGAGCCGCUGCCGGGCGUGUACGAGCGCCAGUGCAGCCCGUUCCAGCGGCUCAUGCUGCUGCGCUCGUUCCGCGUGGACCGCGUCUACCUGGGCGUCACCGACUACGUCACCGAGAUCAUGGGGGAGAAUUACGUCACGCCGCCAGUGCUCAGGUUCGAGGCGAUCCUGGAGCAGUCCGCGCCCACCACGCCCGUGGUGUUCAUCCUGUCGCCGGGAGCAGACCCGGCCGGCGACCUCAUCAAGCUGGCCGACAGGAACGGCUUCGGCUCCAGCCGGAUCAAGUUCCUCUCGCUCGGCCAGGGGCAGGAGGAGACGGCGACCCACCUGAUGGAGGCGGCCGUGGCGCGCGGCCACUGGCUGAUGCUACAGAACUGCCACCUGCUGGUCAGCUUCCUCCGACAGCUGGAGAAGGAGGUGGAGCAGCUGCACAAGCCGCACCCGGACUUCAGGCUCUGGUUGACAACCGACCCCACACCGGGCUUCCCCAUCGGCAUACUGCAGCGCUCCUUCAAAGUGGUGACGGAGCCGCCGAACGGCCUGAAGCUGAACCUGCGCAGCACAUACUUCAAGAUGCCGAGCGCCGUGCUGGACACCAGCUCGGAGCACCCGGCCUUCCCCACGCUGGUCUACGUGCUCUCGUUCUUCCACGCUGUCAUACUGGAGCGGCGCAAAUAUGGCCGUGUUGGCUUGAACGUGGCCUACGACUUCAACGAGUCCGACUUUAACGUGUGCCUGGACCUGCUGACCACGUACCUGAACAAGGCGCUGGAGGCGCAGGACGUGCGGCUGCCCUGGGGCAGUCUCAAAUACCUGAUGGGGGAGGUCAUGUAUGGUGGUCGAGUCAUUGACGACUUUGACCGUCGUGUGGUGGCUACAUACAUGGAGGAGUACAUGGGGGAUUUCAUCUUUGACAAGUUCCAGCCCUUCCACUUUUAUAAAGACACCGAGGUGGAUUACGCGGUCCCGGAGGUUGGCAACCGGGACAGCUACAUCACCAGCAUCGAGGAGCUGCCGCUGGCCAGCGGACCCGAGGUGCUGGGCCUCCAUCCCAACGCUGAGAUCGGCUACUACACAUUCUCCGUGCGCGACAUGUGGCUGCACUUGGUGGAGCUGCAGCCGCGAACAGGCAGCAGCGAGUCGGGCGUGAGCCCCGAGGCGUUCGUGGAGAAGCUGGCCUCGGACAUCCUAUCGAGGAUGCCGGCGGCCACCGACCUGCGCCGCCUGCGACGACAGUACGCCGCCAGCAUGACGCCCACCACGGUGGUGCUGCUGCAGGAGCUCGAGCGCUUCAAUUACCUCAUCAAGAAGAUGCUGCAGACGCUCUCCUCGCUGGGAAAGGCACUGGCCGGGGAGAUCGGCAUGGACGCCGAACUGGACAACGUGUUCCGCUGCCUCUACAACGGCCAGCUGCCCGACUCGUGGCGGAAGCGAGCCCCCAUCACGUGCAAGGACCUGGGCGGCUGGAUGGAGCACUUUCAGCGCCGCGUUCAGCAGUACAGCGACUGGAUCAACUGUGGCGAGCCGCAGGUGAUCUGGCUGUCGGGCCUGGCCAUCCCCGAGUCCUACCUGACGGCGCUGGUGCAGGCCACCUGCCGCAACUUCGGCUGGCCGCUCGACCGCGCCACCCUCUUCACGGAAGUGACGCAGCACACCAACCUGGAGGAGGUGCACGAGCGGCUGACAGGAGGGUGCUACGUGGAGGGCCUGUUCCUGGAGGGGGCCGGCUGGAACGUGGAAGAGGGCCAUUUGGAGCGAGCCAAACCAGGCCAGCUGAUCCAAGAGCUGCCCAUCUUGAAGGUUGUGCCCAUCGAAGUUCAAAAGCUUAAACUUCAGGACACGUACCGCACGCCCGUCUACGUCACCUCGCAGCGGCGCAACGCGGCCGGCGUGGGCCUGACAUUCGAGGCUGACCUCUUCACCAAGGAGCACCUCUCGCACUGGAUCCUGCAGGGCGUGUGUCUGCUGCUCAACACGGACUGA
Molecule: messenger RNA, 13238 nt
Organism: Pollicipes pollicipes
Lineage: Eukaryota; Metazoa; Arthropoda; Thecostraca; Pollicipedomorpha; Pollicipedidae
Product: dynein heavy chain 10, axonemal
Exons: 86
Coding region: 27-13238 (4403 amino acids)
Biological process (GO): microtubule-based movement
Cellular component (GO): dynein complex
Molecular function (GO): dynein intermediate chain binding; minus-end-directed microtubule motor activity; dynein light intermediate chain binding
Source: RefSeq, a predicted model, not a curated record